AUGAAGCUGGUUAGAUUCCUUAUGAAAUGCGCCAACGAAACCGUGACGAUUGAGCUUAAGAAUGGCGCCAUCGUCCAUGGCACCAUUGCUUCCGUCACUCCGAAGAUGGACACGGCUCUGCGUAACGUCAGGUACACGCCCAAGGGUGAGGAGCCCUACUCCGUCGAGUCUCUCACCGUCCGCGGCAACACUAUUCGCUACUACAUUCUUCCUGAUUCUCUACCUCUCGACACGCUACUCAUCGAUGACGCGCCGAAACCCAAGAACAAGGCUCGCAAGGAGGCCGAUCGUGGCAGGGGCCGCGGCCGUGGUAGGGGAGGCCGUGGCGGCCGCGGUGGCCGCGCCCGCGGCCGCUAA
Molecule: messenger RNA, 357 nt
Organism: Thermochaetoides thermophila DSM 1495
Lineage: Eukaryota; Fungi; Ascomycota; Sordariomycetes; Sordariales; Chaetomiaceae
Product: putative small nuclear ribonucleoprotein
Exons: 3
Coding region: 1-357 (118 amino acids)
Biological process (GO): RNA processing; spliceosomal snRNP assembly
Cellular component (GO): U5 snRNP; precatalytic spliceosome; commitment complex
Molecular function (GO): RNA binding
Source: RefSeq, a predicted model, not a curated record